GUCGUGACGUCACCCACGUACCUGAGUUUCGGUGAGGAGAGGGGAAGGGCCGAGCCCGAGCGAACAACAACAGCUCCUCGGAGUCCUCCGGGAUUAAUGUGUUGUUAUUCGCGGCCGCCCUAGUCCGAGUUCAUAUCAGUGAGGUUUUUUUUUUUUUUUUCUUUGAGUGAAUCUGCAGCAGUUGAAGGAUUUACAGAGUGAACGCGGUUUUACCUCCAGCUGCUGCUUAGCAGGCCGCCGAGGACAGACUUCGCCAACUUCCUGGUUUGCCACAGCCAGGAUGGCGGUCACCCCUCGACGUGUCCGCCUGAAGCCCUGGCUGGUCGCUCAGGUAGACAGCGGCCGAUACCCAGGUCUGGUGUGGAUUGACCGGGAAGCCAUGCGCUUCAGGAUCCCUUGGAAACACGCCACACGACACACACCGCAGCACGAGGACGAGGACACCAUAUUUAAGGCAUGGGCUGUGGAGACCGGGAAGUUUCAAGAGGGAGUUGAUGAACCUGAUCCUGCAAAGUGGAAAGCUCAGCUUCGAUGUGCCCUGAACAAAAGCAGAGAAUUCCACCUGGUCUUCGAUGGCACCAAAGAGGUUCCCAUGAAUCCUUUGAAGAUAUAUGAUGUCUGUGAAAUCCCACCGCCCUCCAUUAACCAAGCCUCCUCAGACGCUGGUUCUUGGACUCCACAUGAGGAUGAGGAAGAUAUUCCAGAUACACCAGAGUCUCUCCCUCCCUACCCAUCCAAUGGUUGCAGUCCCUCUCCUCUUAUAAUGUGGUCUCCUAGCUCAGACUCGCAGAGUUCCAGUUGCCCCCCUUCAAAUGAGGUCUGGCCCAAAGAGGAGUCUGUUAAAAUCUGGCCUAAAGAGGAGCCUGUAGAUGUGGAGAUGCAGCCAUCUCCCAUGUUGCCUCCUGCUCCACUGCCCGAUCACCCGAUGCAGCCCCCUCCUCUACCCGACGCCUUUUUUGCCUCUCCAGAAAUGUGGAUCAGUUCCCUCCCGAUGACAGACCUGGAGGUGCAGUUCCUGUACAGAGGGAAGGAGAUGUGUCCCACAGCCAACGUCAGUAACCCGCAGGGCUGCAGACUGUUCUACGGAGACCUUGGCCCCAUGGUCAACCAGGAGGAGCUGUUCGGGCCGGUGAACCUGGAGCAGCUACGCUUUCCGACCACAGAGCACAUUACCAACGACAAGCAAAGGGUUUUCACUAACCGCCUGCUGGAUGUGAUGGACCGAGGCCUGAUCCUGGAGGUCAGCGGUCACGAUAUAUACGCGGUGCGUCUCUGCCAGUGCAAGGUGUACUGGUCCGGUCCCUGUGCUCCAAAUCCAGCUGCUCCAAAUCUUAUAGAACGCCAGAGGAAGGUCAAACUCUUCUGCCUGGAGUCUUUUCUCAGUGGAGUGAUAGCCCACCAGCGCGGCCAGACACCAAUCCCUCCUAACUUUGAAAUCAACUUGUGUUUUGGAGAGGAGUGGCCUGAUGGGAGACCCAAAGAGAGGAAACUUAUCAUGGUUCAGAUCAUUCCUGUGGUGGCCCGCAUGAUCAGCGAGAUGUUUUCUGGAGACAACACACGGUCAUUCGACAGCGGCAGCGUUCGCUUGCAGAUCUCCAUCCCAGAUAUCAAAGACAACAUAGUGACCCACCUAAAGCAGCUGUACUGCCUGCUGCAGACGCACCAGGGCCAGGAUGGCUGGACGUUGCCCCCCGGACCGGGCUUGAACAUCGUCCAGGCUCUGCAGGCACAGUGAAGCAACGCGCACUGUGAACCAACAUAUAACAUGUACCGCUGUUUGUUUCACACUGCUACUGGGAGUUACUUAUCUUUAGCAAAGAAGUACUUAUGUGUAAUCACAUUUAGAAGUGUGCACACUAUACUAUCAGACUCUUGUGCCUUUCUCUAGUAAUGUCUGUGACGAGGGUUUUCUGUAUAUAAAGAAGUGCCUGCAUCACUGCAUUAUGUGUGCAGGAUCCAUAGACAGAUGUGGCAGCUGCAUGGGCCAAAGUCCUGCUUGCUGCAAUGGAACAUUUAACAUAGUUAAUGAGUUACAGGAAUCGCCCUGUGCCUUAUUUAUCCAGAACUGGUCAGUGAUUACCAAACUUUCCUGGAGUCGAGGAACCGUGCAGAAUACUUUUUAUCUUUUGACCUCAUAUAAAUUGUUUGGAAGCAACACAGCUCGCAUGGUAUUUUUGUAUAUGUUGGACAGAAUAUAGCCAAAUAUGAAUUAAAUUAUGGCUUGCUUUUUCUUCUACUCAUUUAUGACUUAACAUCCCAUCUUUACUCAGUUUGCAAUCAGUUUUCUGGUCACCUGGCCUGCAGUUUUUACUUCAGAUGAUUGGUUUUUCUAUCUAUAUUGUAGGAUAUUUUUGUAUUCACAUCUUUGAUUUUUAGGUCAUUUAUUGUAUCCAGGCAGCCAUUUAACUAAACAACAUUCAGCUUUUUGGAUCUGUUUUAAUAUGGAUGCCACUGCACUUUGAGGUGCUGAAUUAUGUUUUACAUCUAGUUGAAUUCAUCCUGUGAUUGUAUGUUUAUUUUAUCAAUUAAAAAAAAGCAAAAAUAACAGAGUUUUCUGAAUUAUUGUCCACAUAGUAAACUAGUUUCUGAGCAGAAAAUUGUCAAAUAUAUCAGCUCUAUGCAAUGCAUUCUUAUACAAACAGUGUUUGUUUCCUUUUUGCGUUUUAGCUGAAGCUGCAGGUUGACUGAUUUGUAAGUUAACUGCAGCUUUGCACCUUCUGAGUGACUUCAUGCAGCACUGCUGACUCCCAGUGGUUUAGUUUAACAACAGCAGGUCUGGGAUGAGAACAACAUGGAGUAAUGUGUUCUGGUGCUUUGUGUCAGCAAAAGUAAAGGGCUUGAACCUCCAAA
Molecule: messenger RNA, 2850 nt
Organism: Anoplopoma fimbria (sablefish)
Lineage: Eukaryota; Metazoa; Chordata; Actinopteri; Perciformes; Anoplopomatidae
Gene: irf6
Product: interferon regulatory factor 6
Exons: 8
Coding region: 281-1735 (484 amino acids)
Biological process (GO): regulation of transcription by RNA polymerase II; immune system process
Cellular component (GO): nucleus
Molecular function (GO): protein binding; DNA-binding transcription factor activity, RNA polymerase II-specific; RNA polymerase II cis-regulatory region sequence-specific DNA binding
Source: RefSeq, a predicted model, not a curated record